Molecule: messenger RNA, 4125 nt
Organism: Pyrus x bretschneideri (Chinese white pear)
Lineage: Eukaryota; Viridiplantae; Streptophyta; Magnoliopsida; Rosales; Rosaceae
Exons: 1
Coding region: 1-4125 (1374 amino acids)
Source: RefSeq, a predicted model, not a curated record
AUGGUGACAAACUUUCCCUUUAUAAUUCAAGCCGAUUUUCUUCUUGCCUCAUCGAGGGAAACAAUUCUUCUGGACAGCAAAUGGAAUAAGGGGAUUCUCGAUUACGUUCCAACUGCAUUUGUGAAUGCAUUUAUCUCACUUGUCACAUCUGAAGUAGAUGCUCCAGUUUCUAGCUUGACUCGUAUGUUCAAAUUUCUGCCUGUUCAGAGCUCUUCUUAUGAAGGAUUGAAUGUUGUCAGGGAGUCUAUAAAGGCAAAGAUUGUUGAAGAAAGCAUUGUCCCUAGUGAGCCUCACGAGGAGCGGAAGGUAUUUUAUAAACCCCGUGAAGUCGGUAGGUUAAUGCCUGCCUUUUGGAAUAUUUUGCAUAAAGCGAAGAAGCUAGGGGUAAGCUUGGUUAAUCUCUCGUCUCAUGGAAAACCAGUUCUGGCAUAUGCCCUUGAUGAUGUCGAGUAUAACGAGAUACUGAAUUUCCUGGGAGUUGAAGCCGUGAACAAUGAAUGGUAUGCAACAUGCAUCUGCGGUACAUCUAAUCUUAUAACUGGGGUGCUGGAAGAUGUCUAUUUGGAGCUUCUACUUUUCAUUUCUGAAUUUUGGGGGUCUAAAUUUUCAAGCACCAGCAUCAAGAAUAUACCGCUCAUAAAAUAUGUGGGUUAUCGAAACAAAUCUCUGUGCAGCAUAAGCGCAAUCCAGAAAGGCGAAAGCAAAGUUUGCUUAUCAAGUGAUUCUUGUCAUGUUUCAUGGCUGAUUGACUGGAACAUGGAGUUUGCAUCUGUUUCCAAUGUUCUCUUUAUGCCAGAGAUCACACAAAAAGCUCUCGGAUUGUGUUCUAGGAAGGAGACGUUGAAGAAGUGGCUUUUGGACCAAGUCAAGGUUGGUUCUGUAAGUAUACGUGACUAUGCAGUCAAUCUCUUUGAUCAGUCACUUUGUGAGCGCAAGGUUGCUAUUGCAUUCGCCCACUUUUUACACCAGUCUUUGAGCAAGGGAUAUAUCUUAUCUUGGGAAGCUGUUAAUUUGUGUGCACUGAUGCCGUUGGUGGAUAAGUAUGGCAACAUCACCAGCACUAGGAAGGGAGUUCUUGUUCCAGCUAAUGGAAGCAAAUGGGCAGGAUUGACCGACUCUAAUCUGUGGAGAAGAGAAGGUUAUGUUGAGUUGAACGAAGACUAUUUGGAUUCCGGUCAUUUUGCUGGUAGCUUUACACAACAGAAGGAGCUCCUUGGGUUUCUAAAAGAUCAUGCUAAAGCCUCGGAUAUCCCAAAUGUUUGUGCUCCCAGAGAUGGUAUAUCAUCUUUAUCUGCACCACUCAAUAAGCAAAAGGUAUUCUUGCUUUUGGACUGGAUUCGCCAGCUCAUGCAUAAAGCUAGCAUCCCUCAGAAGUUCUUGAUGUGUGUAAAAGAAGGUAGCUGGCUCAAAGUUACUUUGAAUGGUUCUCCUGGUUUCAGGCCACCAUCGCAGUCAUUUCUUCUCAAGUCAUCAUCGGGAAACCUUUUGCAGAAUAGCUCUGUUUUUGUUGAUAUACCGUUGAUCGAUCAAAGUCAUUAUGAUGGAAAGAUUAACGAAUACAAGGAGGAGUUGAAAAAAAUUGGAGUCAGGUUUGAGUUUGGAGAAGCGUGUGAAUAUAUGGGGAAGCAUCUCAUGUCUCUUGCUGCUGCUUCCUCUUUAACCUGUGGCAAUGUAUUUUCUAUACUACGUUUCAUCAGAUUUUUGAGAGAGAAACUUCUUCCACCAGCCGAUUUUAUCAGCAGUAUUAAAGAUGGUCAGUGGCUUAAAACUUCCCUUGGCUUCAGGUCUCCGGUUGGAUCUGUCUUGUCGGAUGAUGAGUGGAAAGUUGCUUCGCAAAUUAGCGACAUUCCCUUCAUAGAUGAAGCAUUCUAUGGUAAAGAAGAAAUCUGUCAGUUCAAAACAGAACUUGAGUUGCUUGGCGUGGCGGUCUCAUUCAGCAAAUGCUACCAACUGAUAAUUGACAACCUGAAGUCACAUUCUUGCUUGACUUCUUGGACACCUGAGGUUCUUCUAUUGAUGCUUAAAUGCAUGUGUCUUUCGAGCUCAUCUGAGAAACUUAUCAGUGCUUUGAAAGGAUCGAAUUGCCUAAAGACAAAAACUGGUUACAAGCAUCCAGAGGAAUGUCUCCUGUUCGACAAGGAUUGGGGCUGCAUUCUUCAGGUCUUCAGUGGUUUCCCAUUGAUUGAUCACGAUUUCUAUGGAGACAGAAUAUUUUCCUUCAGAAAUGAGUUGAAGAAAACUGGGGUGGUGGUUGAUUUUGAGGAUGCCGCAAAAGUAUUUGCCCGUUAUUUCAAGCAGCAUGCAUCUUCGACUUCCAUUUCAAAAGAAAAUGUUGCAUCAAUUCUGUUGUGUUACAGAACACUGAAUGUAACUCCAUUUAAAUUUCCUGCCGAUCUUACGAGCUGCAUUUGCGAGAUGAAGUGGCUGCGUACUCGCCUUGGUGAUCAUAGAUCUCCCAAACAGUGCAUUCUCUCUGGUCCCGAGUGGGAUUCCAUCUCUUCCAUAUGUCUUCUUCCAUUCAUUGAUGAUUCUGAAAAUCAUUAUGGAAAAAACAUUCAUGAAUUUAAGAACGAACUGAAGAGCUUGGGGGUGGUUGUGGAAUUCAAGGACGGAGUCAAGUUUGUGGAAUCUUGUCUGUAUCUUCCUCAGGAUCCGACCUGCAUUUCUCGGGAAAAUGCAUUAGCAUUGCUUGAAUGUAUACAGAUCUUAUUGCAGGAGAAAGCCUACUCCCUUCCGGAGGUUUUCAGGGGAAAACUUUCUCAAGCAUGGUUGAAGACUCAUGCUGGUUACCGGUCUCCUAACCAGUGCUUGUUGUUUGAUUCGGAAACGCAUUUAAAGCAGACUGAUGGGCCUUUCAUCGAUGAAGAAUUUUAUGGUUCUAAAAUUACAACCUACAGAAAGGAGCUCGCUGCAAUUGGAGUGAUUGUCGAUGUGAAAAAGGGAUGUGCCUUAAUUGCUAGGCACCUUGAUCUACAGGAUGAGUUUUCGACAUUUGUUCGAGUAUAUAAUUACUUGAGUGAGUCUGAGUGGGUUCCACUGACAGAUGGAGAGGCUCCCCGAAGGAUAUGGGUUCCGAAAGAAAAUAAAAAUGGUGAGUGGGUUAGUGCAGAUGAAUGUGUUAUGCAUGACAAGGAUGGUCUGUUUGGUUCGCAGUUAACUGUUUUGGAGAAACACUAUGAUCAAAAGUUGUUUGGUUUCUUCUCUUCUGCUUUUGGAAUAAGAUGCCGUCCUUCUGUUGAUGAUUACUUGAAUCUCUGGAAAGUUUGGGAAAGUUCUGAAAGCGAAUUGUUGCUUGAUCAAUGCUGCAUGUUCUGGCUUUAUGUUUCGAAGCACUGGAAUUUAAAAACGGAGAAAAGUCUCGCUGAUGCCGUGGUGAAAGUACCGGUUUAUUCUGGCUCAGGCAAAAUCUUGUUGUGCAACAAGGAGUACGUUUUCAUUGCUGAUGACCUUCAGCUGCAGUGUCUUUUUGAACAGUCUUCACAGUCAAUAUUUGUUUGGUACCCUCAGCCAAGCUUGGCCUCCUUGCCUCGAACUAAGCUGCUUGAAAUGUACAAGAAAAUUGGUGUUCGCACUAUUUCAGAAUCUGUGCAGAAGGAAGAAGUUUCUCUUGCAAAUGAUGCUGAGCUACAAAUAAUCCCAAGGGAAAGAUUGUUCGGAAAAGCACUGCUGAGGCUGAUUCUUGGAUUUCUUGCUGGUCCUCCCAUUGAAAUGGAGGUGGAGAAGAGGCGGAAAGCUGUCCAAGCUCUUGUAGACGUUGCUGUAUUGGAGACACCAGAACCAAUCACUGUACGCUAUGAUCUGCCACUAUCUUCUGGGGAAGUUUUGAAUGUGAGAGGCACACGAAAGAUACGGUGGGACAGGAAGAAUUCCAAAUGCUUCAUCCAGAUGGACAAAUCUGGCCGGCAGAAGAAGACCGUUGAGUUUGCUACAUAUUUUGCCGAAGCAAUCUCUGAGUGUGUUCUGUGGGAGUUCAUUGAACUUAUACCUGCACUUUCGGAGCUGAUCAGGUUGGCAUUCGUGCUAGAAUUCAAUGAGGAAGAUGUUGAUUUCUUGAUGAAGUCGAAGAAUUUGCAGAUCUUCGUUGAGGAUGUCGAGUUUCUGAAUUCUGCCUGCCCAUCUAACUAG